AUGCAAAGAGAAGCCGCUCACCAAACAGUGGAACGAUUGGGAGAGUUAGGCUAUGUUGAAUUUAAAGAUUUGUCUUCUCAUUUAAACGCUUUCCAGAGACAAUACGCCAAUGAAGUAAAGCGUUGCGAAGAGUUGGACAGAAUUAUUCGUUAUUUUGAUGAACAAAUUCUCAAAUCUGAAGUUACCUUCGCAAGCGGUGAGAACUUCCCAGGUGAUGAUGAGGAAACCAAUGAAUACGGAAACAUUUUGGAUAGCUACGAAAAGGACUUCUCUAAUUACGAGAAGGAACUCCGUGAUUUGUCUGGAAAUCUCGACCAAAUGAUUGCCGAAAAGAACAAGGCAGAGGAGUUCAGCUAUGUCAUCAACUUGGCUUCUCAAUUCUUCAAAGGUGAUGAGGAGAGCUACAGUGAUGAUAGCGAAGCUGGAAUGUUGGCUGGCUCCAGAGGUUCUAGUCUGGGUUAUAUGACUGGAGUUAUUCCACGUGAGAAGAUUCCAUCAUUCUUGUUGCUUAUCUAUCGUAGUACUCGUGGUAACGUCGUGCCAAGAUUUGCUGAGAUUCCAGUUCCAUUAUUUGACCAAAAGUCUGGUAAGAUGAUUGAAAAGAACGUUUUCGCAGUCUUCUUUGGUGCUUCUGCUGCCAAGGAAAAGGUCAAGAAAGUCUGUGAAGCUUUGGGAGCUUCUAUUCACGACUUCCCAGAACAAGACAUUGCUGGUACAAAGAGAUCUGUAGAACAAAAGAUUGGUGAAUUGGAAACCACUAUUGAAAGCACCAAGUCAAGAGUUACUGACAUUUUGAGCAAGAUUUCGGUCAACCUUCCAAGAUGGAAAGAGAGGGUACACAAGGAGAAGGCAAUUUUCCACACUCUCAAUUUAUUUAACUAUGACAUUAAGGGUUCCGUUGUUGCAAUUGGUUGGUGUGCUGAGAAAAACGUUGAAAAUGUGAAGAGAGAAAUGGAAGAAGCAAGAUUAGGCUCCAAUGCUCAAGUUCCAUCCAUUUGCGAUAUUAUCCAAACGAACGAAACACCACCAACAUUCUUUGAAACCAACAGAUUUACAGAGGUCUUCCAGAACAUUAUCAAUUCCUAUGGUAUUCCUGAUUAUAAGGAAGUGAACCCUGCUGUAGCCUCUACUAUUCUCUUCCCAUUCCUUUUCGCUGUCAUGUUCGGUGAUUUUGGUCACGGUAUUUUGUUGACCUUGUUCAGCUUUGCCAUGGUUAUCUUUGAAAAGAAGUUGAAGCCAGUUGCUGAAAGCAGCGAGUUGUUUAGCAUGGUAUUUGCUGGUAGAUAUAUUCUCUUGCUCAUGGGUAUCUUCUCGAUUUACACUGGUUUCCUCUACAAUGAUGGUUUGGGCUUGGCUGUUGACAUUUUCAAGUCUGGAUACCAAUGGAAUGGACAUAUUGGUGAAAAGAUUCCAGAUGUCACCUAUCCAUUCGGUGUUGACCCUGCUUGGUUCCACACAUCCAACAAGCUUCUCUAUUACAACUCUUUGAAGAUGAAAAUGGCCGUCAUUUUCGGUGUAGGCCACAUGUCCAUUGGUCUCUUCUUUGCUUUAGCUAACAUGAUUCACUUUGGACAUUUCCUUGACAUUUUCCUUGAAUUUAUUCCUGAGGUUCUUAUUUUGUGGUCCACAUUCGGUUACAUGUGCUUCUUGAUUAUUUACAAGUGGUGCGUCAACUGGUUUGAUCCUAUUUAUGUUGGAAAGUUUGAUCCACCUCAAAUUUUGCCAAUGAUGACCGACUUCUUCUUGAGUCCAUGGAAGAUGUCUCAACCACCAAUGUUCUACAGUGGUGGUGAUGUUGAAGCAGCCAAAUCUGCUCAAGCAUAUGCUCAAAUUGGUCUUUUAUUGAUCGCUGUUAUUUGUAUUCCAAUUCUCCUCAUUCCAAAGCCAAUCGUUGAAUACUGCAAGCAAAAGAGAAAGUUCAAGCCAAGAAAAGCUGAAGACGCUGAAGCUGUUAACUCUAACAGUGAUGAAGCCCAUCAUGUUGCAAUUUUGGAAGGAACAGACGGUACAGACCAAUUGGCUCAUCACAGAGAACCUCAACAUCACGAAGAAAUUGAACCAUUCUCUGAAUUGUUCAUUAAGCAACUUAUUCACACCAUUGAGUACGUUUUGGGUACUGUGUCUAACACUGCUUCAUAUUUGCGUUUGUGGGCUUUGUCUCUUGCUCACGCCCAGCUUGCUGAAGUUUUCUGGCAAAUGACUAUUGGCUUGGCACUUAACAUGUUGGAAUCCAGCAAGGUCGCCGAAGAUGCUGUUGUUCACAGUGGUGUUGGUCUCUUCUUCAUCUUCUCAAUUUGGUUUGGUAUGACCAUUGGUGUCUUGUUGCUCAUGGAAUCCUUGUCUGCCUUCUUGCACACCAUCAGAUUGACUUGGGUCGAAUUCCAAAACAAAUUCUUUAAGGGAACUGGUUCUCUCUUCCGUCCAUUCAGUUUUGCUACAUUCGGAAAGGCUGAAGAGUAA
Molecule: messenger RNA, 2460 nt
Organism: Naegleria fowleri
Lineage: Eukaryota; Heterolobosea; Eutetramitea; Acrasida; Naegleriidae
Exons: 1
Coding region: 1-2460 (819 amino acids)
Biological process (GO): proton transmembrane transport; vacuolar acidification
Cellular component (GO): vacuolar proton-transporting V-type ATPase complex; vacuolar proton-transporting V-type ATPase, V0 domain
Molecular function (GO): ATPase binding; proton-transporting ATPase activity, rotational mechanism
Source: RefSeq, a predicted model, not a curated record